Molecule: messenger RNA, 3543 nt
Organism: Cimex lectularius (bed bug)
Lineage: Eukaryota; Metazoa; Arthropoda; Insecta; Hemiptera; Cimicidae
Gene: gry
Product: trafficking protein particle complex subunit 11
Exons: 21
Coding region: 153-3431 (1092 amino acids)
Cellular component (GO): cytoplasm
Source: RefSeq, a predicted model, not a curated record
AUGAGGUUAUCAGUUUUAUUGAUAAGUCUUCAGUUGAUAAGAACUAAAUAGAUUAAAACUUCAAAUAAAUUAUGCUUUCGGAAACAAUAAGUCGUAAUCGGUUGAACUCGAAUUUCAGACAUUUUUAGUGUUUUCAGUGGACUAAGACGGAAAUGUUGAACCUGGCCGAAAGGGACUUCGAGUUCCCCGUGGAACUGCUUGACAGGCCGAAAGCACUGAUUGGGAUCGUCGGCUUGGACACGGCGAACAACGCAGUCCACCGGGCCACUUGGGACGCCCUGAGGAAUGACCGUAGAGCCGACGAAUCGACCGUCAGGUUCAAGCUACUCCCCAGCAACUAUGAAUAUCCAAGGCCUAAACCCAAAAAAACAUCUUAUGAGAUGCACAUUCCAAAAGGCAUUCUGAAGAAAAGUUGGAUGCGCAAACAUCUUACAUUGAUUCCCGCAGUCGUUUGUGUCUUUUACAACUUAGAAUGGGACGACCCGAAUUGGGAAAGAAAGAUGGCCGAAUGCGAAUCUUUAGUUCAGUCAAUCAGGACCGCUUUAGAAGAGCACAAAACUCAAAUUUGUGUAGCCCUGAUACAAUUGAAGGCUUCAAACCUGGCGAGUGAAGAUCCGGUCGUAAAAGAUAAAGUGAAACAGCUUUUGGUAAUAACUGGGAUCAACGACAAGCAUUUAUUUAUUCUACCGCAUACAGAACACCUCCUUGACAGGACCUUAAUAUUGGAAAAAAAAUUGUUUGAAUUUGCCAUACAGCAUUAUCAUGAGAAAAUAAUACAAAUUCAAGGGCAUAGAGAUAACUUGAAUAAAAAGACACAUCAGUAUUUGUAUGUGAGGCACCACUUCAAAAUGGGAUUUUUCUCAGAAUUAGAAUACCAACUUACAACUGCUCGAAAAUAUUAUAGAGAAGCUUAUGAUUCUUUAUUAGCAGUCAGGCUCUCUGAUACAAAUGAAUUUGAAGUAAAGACAAUAGCUGGGUUCAUAGGAUACAAAAUAUCAAGGAUGGAAUUUGCGUUGAUGAAGUGCGACGAUGCUAUCUCCCAUUUUAAAGCGCAUAUCGACCACUACAAGCAUAAAACUGGGCCAAAAAUGUUACUCUUUCAACAUCACGCAUGGCUUGCAAAACAGUACAGCAUGUUUGCUGAUCUGUUCGAAGAGAUGAUACAACAGGGCAAACCAUCAAGCCAGACCAAGCAUCCAGGCUAUUUCAACAAAUUAGCAGCCAAACAGUCAGAACAGAGAAAGAUUUUAGCCCAGGAACUAUGUGCUAAUGUCCAUUCCUAUCCAAACCCUGACCCUUUAGCAGGUUGGGAAGACCUUGAGUUUUAUGGUCAACGCCCCUGGAGGCCAUGCAAAUUGAGUGCCUUAGAUCCUGCACUCGAGCAGGCUGGGAUUUUAGCCCUGCAGUACAAUGAAAAGUUGGUUGAACAUUCUAACAUCAUAAUAGGAUUAUUGGGGAAUGCAAUUUCACAAUUCAAAACCUUUAAAUGUCCAAAAAUGAGGCAGAAUUUAGUUAUCCUGAUGGCCGAAGAAUAUUACAAAGCAAAAGAUUAUGGUAAAGCGCUGACGCUUUUGAUGCACACAUUUUGGGACUAUAGAAUAGAAAAAUGGUUUUUGAUCGCUAACAAAUUAAUGGUGAUCGCCAUGGCUUCGGCCUAUCUCACUGCGAGUAUCACUGAGUAUGCUAGAUUGUGUCUUGAUGUGAUAUCAAGGCCCACUACAGAUGAUAAUGAUGUGUCAAGAGCAUUGAAUAAUCUAAUUAUUUUGACUAAGGGUGGGAUACCGGAGCCUGAGCCAGAAUUAAAUCCGAAUGAGGUGGAGAUGGCACGCGGGCUGUGGAUGACAGCAAAAGCGGACGAAUUGAUCUUGGUCGACACAUCUGUAUUCACAUGUCCAGUUCAAUGUAAAAUAGUGUUUGGCAGGCAUGAUUACAACUGUGUUGAGAUUCAUGUUGUCUUAAGGUCUAAUAUACCUCAGCCUUUCACGUUUACAAAACUUAUGAUAACUACGCUUGGCAGUGGCAGCCAUAAUUUGAAUCAUGUUGUUGCUACGCAACUCAAUUUCAACUACGGUGAGGUCAAAACGUUCACUUACUCCUUUGUACCCAAUUUUCAUGACGUUGGGAAGCCGCUUCAGGUAUCUGCUGUGUUGUUAAAUAUUGGAGAUAUUGAAGGGAAAACUGUCUGUUUGAAGUUUAAUGGAUUCGGACGGGACUCGAUUUCAUUUCAUCCGGAGUUGCUUUACUUUAAACAAAUAAGCGGUUCAGAAGGUGAAUUUCUAAAAUUGAAGCCACAGCUGACGUGCACCAUACUACGUAGAGUUGCCCAGGUCCAGGCGGAGAUAAAGCACAGCCCCCCUGCGCUUUUGAACGAGUGUUACCCACUAAGACUUAGUAUCACUAACAACGAAUCUUCACCCGUCACUAAAUCGCGUCUGACAAUAUCAUUCCCGCAUAACAUUAACAAAGAAGUCAUCCAUACAAGUAAUUUUCAGGUAGAAGGAAGUUCAAAUUUAAUUCCUCUUCCCCUUUCUUUGGAACUUGGUGAAUUGGGACAUAUAACUGAAAAAUGUUUUUAUAUGAAAUGCAGAAGCUUAGACAAUAGAAUACUUGAUGUUAGAUUGGAUUACUACAUAGAUGGCCAUUUUUGUGUGACAGAAUCACAGAUUCAUUUUAAUAUUAAAAAACCUUUUGAAAUUAAUACAAAAUAUAUGUCGGCAAACUUUGAUGAAUUGGAGGAAUUGUACACAAAAGAGCCUUUUCUAAUUCAACCGCAGAUAGUGUCGUCUUCUCCCUGGCCUAUUACCAUACAUUCAACAUCAGUCCAUCUUAGUAAGUUUAUGCAAUUGGAAGGUACCUAUGAAUGCUUAUUGAAGAACUGUGAACUAGAAUUUGAAAACACGGCCUCAGAAUUGAUCUGCGCUUCCGCAAAAUCUUUUUCUAAUGAUCCAGUUGUAAUUGCAACUUUUACUGUUGAAUGGGCGAGAUCAGAAGAAAAUGUGACAACUUCGGUAAGUUGCGUCCUGCCAGAAAAGAAAAUCAUUGACAUCCCUAUUUCAGUGGUCGUUGAUGCACCGGCAACCGGUAUAAUCAAGAGUCAGUAUGUCGUUAAAUACUUCAUAACAAAUCACAGUUCCAAAUUGCACAUUGUUGAAAUCUACGUAGAGCCUUCAAAUGAAUUUACAUUUGCAGGAAUCAACAAGAUGCGCCUAUUUCUUUUACCUGAGAGUACUAAAGAACUCGAGUAUCAGAUGUACCCGCUUUGCUGUGGUACCGCUUCACUGCCCUAUUUAAAAAUCAGUGCAGUGAAAGACAGUAUUGUGCCAAACUUAGAAAAAGUAGUGCUCAGAGCUCUUCCAGCCAACAUAUUUAUAAUGCCCGAAGGAAAGAAGAAUAAAGGAAACCAGUUACAACUUCCUUCUCACAACAUAUAAAACCAUAUCGAAUCUAAAUCGAAUUUGGACCAAACUUGAAAACAUUCAACAAAAAAUACAUGUAAAUAUGCAAAUCUAUUAAAAUUUGUAAUAAAGCUUAUAAUUUAUUUAA